UGAAAAGCUGAUGGAGCUUCUCUGUACUGUGAACAGUUUGGUGCUGCACUAAGAAGGCUGCAGUCCUUUAUAGCUUCCCAAGCCCAUUAGUUGUGGUUCAGGGAACUCAGAGCGUCACUGGUGAAGCCUGUGGAGCUUGUAAGCAGUGCAAGCCUGAACUUGACAGUAAACUUAGAUGCCUGGUAGCCAGAAGUUGAUAGAUAGAGCAAAGGGCUGGUAUGAAUCCAGCACUCAUCUUGGUUGGAAAUAGAUGAAGAGGUUGGAGGCAGUAAGCACACAAUGAAUGAGCACCUCCAUGUUGGUACCCAUGGACAAAUCCAGGUCCAGCAGCUGUUUGAAGAUAAUAGUAACAAGAGGACGGUUCUGACGACACAGCCAAACGGACUGACAGCACUGGGCAAGUCUGGAUUGCCAGUGGUGCAGGACAGGCAGCCAGAGAGUGCUCACAGACGACAAGGGAGCUCCAGCUCUUUAAAAGCUACAGAUGCAGCAGGGAAGGUGAAAGCCUCCGUUAUGACACCAGAGCAGGCAAUGAAGCAAUACAUGCAAAAAUUAACAGCUUUUGAGCAUCAUGAGAUUUUUAGCUACCCUGAAAUAUACUUUUUGGGUCCAAAUGCAAAGAAGCGGCCAGGUGUGAUUGGUGGUUCAAACAACUGCGGGUAUGAUGAUGACCAAGGGUCUUAUAUACAAGUACCCCAUGAUCAUAUUGCAUACAGGUAUGAAGUCCUGAAAGUCAUAGGGAAGGGAAGCUUUGGGCAGGUAGUGAAGGCCUACGAUCACAAGAUGCAUCAGCAUGUGGCACUAAAAAUGGUGAGAAAUGAAAAGCGUUUCCACCGCCAAGCUGCGGAAGAAAUUAAGAUCCUGGAGCACCUCCGGAAACAAGAUAAGGACAACAACAUGAAUGUUAUCCACAUGUUGGAAAAUUUCACAUUCCGCAGCCAUAUCUGCAUGACGUUUGAAUUGCUGAGCAUGAACCUGUAUGAACUGAUAAAGAAAAACAAAUUUCAGGGCUUCAGCCUGCCUUUGGUCCGCAAGUUUGCCCACUCAAUUUUGCAGUGCUUGGAUGCUUUGCACAAAAACAGAAUCAUCCACUGUGACCUUAAACCUGAGAACAUUCUGUUGAAGCAACAGGGUAGAAGUGGUAUUAAAGUGAUUGAUUUUGGCUCCAGCUGUUACGAGCACCAGCGUGUCUACACUUACAUUCAGUCACGUUUUUACCGUGCACCUGAAGUCAUCCUUGGUGCUCGUUAUGGGAUGCCCAUAGAUAUGUGGAGCUUGGGCUGUAUUCUAGCAGAGCUUCUCACCGGUUAUCCCCUUCUACCUGGAGAAGAUGAAGGAGACCAGCUGGCUUGUAUGAUUGAGCUGUUGGGCAUGCCUUCUCCAAAACUCUUAGAUUCAUCCAAGCGCGCUAAGAACUUUGUGAGCUCUAAGGGUUAUCCCCGCUACUGCAGCAUCACAACCUUGUCCGACGGCUCCGUAAUCCUUAACGGUGGGCGCUCUCGGCGGGGGAAGCUACGCGGCCCGCCAGAGAGCAGAGAAUGGGGUAACGCGUUAAAGGGGUGUGAUGACCCUCUGUUCCUUGACUUCUUGAAACAGUGUUUAGAGUGGGAUCCCGCUGUCCGCAUGACACCCAGCCAGGCUUUGCGGCAUCCCUGGCUAAGGAGACGGUUGCCAAAGCCUCCGACUGGGGAAAAGGCCUCGGCGAAGAGAAUGACAGAGAGCACUGGUGCUAUAACGUCGAUUUCCAAGUUACCUCCGACUUCAAGCUCAGCUUCAAAACUGAGGACUAAUUUGGCACAGAUGACAGAUGCCAAUGGGAAUAUUCAGCAAAGAACAGUGUUGCCAAAACUCGUUAGCUGAGUUUGAAAAACCCAAUGCUGUUAACAGAGAGAUACGAUGUGGCUGAGCCUUAUUUGUUUGAAAAAGUAGCUCAGAUAAUACAUUUUUAUUUGCUCAAAACUUUAUUCAUUUGUAUCUUUCAGCACUCAUUUUAAAUGUAAGAAAUGUUGAUUUUGUUUUUAUAAAAACAUGGGGACAAUGCUUUAAGUUUUUAUACUUAUUUUUUAAAAUGUUUGUCUUCUACAGUACAAUUAGCCUUACUGUAACUAGUGUGACACAGUAAUAAACUUCAGUGGCAGGCCACUGGUUACAACGUGACUGUCAUGCGUUGCAGCGUGGUGUCAAAGGUAUCGACCUUUCUCUUCCAUGGCUCAUAUUAGGUUUCACCUGCGGUAAAGUUCUAAGACUGCCUUUUGGAUUUUAUGGGUAUGGGUCUUAAUUCUGCAAACACUCACACCUAGGCCAGACUGGACUUGAGGGAGCAUACUCAAAGACAGUUAAGCACCUGAAAACUUGGAAUUUGAAGUGGAGCCGUAGAAUGCUACGUUGUCAUUUUCUGUGUGGUGGUGGCCCAGAGAAAGUAGUGGUAUCGCUAAUGACACAGGCACCUCCUAUGGAAUGCUUUAUAUAUUCAAAAGCAAUGUUGUUUUGAUUAAAAUGAGCAUUUAAAUGUAAUGCAAAAAA
This is a messenger RNA of Merops nubicus (carmine bee-eater), 2523 nucleotides long. It is a transcript of the gene DYRK2, whose product is annotated as dual-specificity tyrosine-(Y)-phosphorylation regulated kinase 2. The coding region runs from base 280 to 1860 and encodes 526 amino acids. Gene Ontology annotation, molecular function: protein serine/threonine kinase activity; protein serine/threonine/tyrosine kinase activity; ATP binding. The record is from RefSeq and is a predicted model, not a curated record. Gene Ontology annotation, cellular component: nucleus. Gene Ontology annotation, biological process: peptidyl-serine phosphorylation; peptidyl-threonine phosphorylation. The transcript is spliced from 2 exons. Lineage: Eukaryota; Metazoa; Chordata; Aves; Coraciiformes; Meropidae.